Panthera uncia (snow leopard) is the source of this 1834-nucleotide messenger RNA. RefSeq names its product HD domain containing 3 (gene HDDC3). Gene Ontology annotation, molecular function: guanosine-3',5'-bis(diphosphate) 3'-diphosphatase activity. The record is from RefSeq and is a predicted model, not a curated record. Bases 4 to 543 code for a protein of 179 amino acids. The transcript has 6 exons. Lineage: Eukaryota; Metazoa; Chordata; Mammalia; Carnivora; Felidae.
GCGAUGGGCUCCGAGGCCACGCAGCUAGUGGAGGCUGCCGACUUCGCGGCUCGCAAGCACCGACUGCAGCGGCGGAAGGACCCCGAAGGGACACCCUACAUCAACCACCCUAUCGGUGUGGCUCGGAUCCUGACCCAUGAGGCGGGAGUCACUGACAUUGUGGUGUUACAGGCAGCGCUGCUCCAUGACACAGUGGAGGACACAGACACCACCCUGGAUGAGGUGGAGCUGCACUUCGGGGCACAAGUGCGACGCCUGGUGGAGGAGGUAACAGAUGACAAGACUCUGCCCAAGCUGGAGAGAAAGCGGCUGCAGGUGGAGCAGGCUCCCCACAGCAGUCCCGGGGCUAAACUGGUGAAGCUGGCAGACAAGCUGUACAAUCUGAGGGACCUGAAUCGCUGCACCCCAGAGGGAUGGUCUGAACAUCGAGUCCAGGAAUACUUCGAGUGGGCAGCGCAAGUGGUGAAGGGGCUUCAGGGAACAAACCGACAGCUGGAAGAGGCUCUAAAGCAGCUGUUUAAGGAGCGGGGGCUGACACUCUGAGCAGUGCUUGCAGCCACCAGGUGGCCCAGACUUCAGCCUCCUCCGGCCAGAAAGGAAUCAUAUUCCAACCUUUUGGUGCCUCUGGAUCUCACUCCCUGAUUUAUUCAGCCCAGAUAUCUCUCAAGGUUUCCUGCCAACUAAGCUGAGCCCUGGAUUGAGGAAAUCAGAUGCAGCUCAUCCAUUUCUAACGCAUUUACUGCCCCUUCUCCUUGGGUCUCUUUGCUAUUUUGCACGGGCCAAAACCCUGCCCCCCUUCCCCCCCCCCCCCCCAGGGACUUGGGCUUAUAUAAACACUCGUUCAUAAGUCAUUAUGGAAAAUAAAACAUUUUGGGUAAAGGUUUAAGUUCUUGCUGCUCCUUCCCCAACCUCCUGAAUGGGGAACUGGGAUGCGGGAUUCAGCAUGGCAGGGUUCCAAUUGUGUGUCCCCCGGGGAAAGGUUCCUCAGGUUGAGCGCCUCAACCCCUCUGAGCCUGGUUUCCUUAACAGUGAGACAGGCUGUGUAAUUAUUAGGCUUAGAUUAUGUGACGUCUCAGAUGGAGCCUGACACAUAGGCGCUCAAAAAAUGGUAGUCGUCGUCCUCCUUAAGAAAACGGGACGGGAUGACUGACGUUUUGGAAAGGAAUGCCACCUGCGUACUGGCUGCUCUAGCUGAGCCCUGGAGAGACCCCAGGAGCAAUAUGACAGGGCCGGUGGGGGACUGCGGGUCCCAGACCGCAGCCCAUCCCAGGUCUCAGCGCUAGCCUUCUGCCAGUGCCUUGGGUUGCUAAGUGACAUGGACUUCCGGGCACCUCCGGAAGUGGUCGGGGCGGCCCAGCCCGCGAGCCCUGGGGUGGGCGGAGUUUAGGGUAGGGGGCGGGCCGCUUCGUGGCGCCGCGGGCAGAGGUCUUCCGGUGAAGGGUGUUUAGUCACUGCUGAGCAGCUGGGGCUUAUUGGCCCCUCGGAAAGGGUACGCCUGGGAGGAAGCAACUCCUCCUCGCCCAGUCACGUUUGAUCCUGAGAUUGCAGUGACAACUCAGGCCCAUCUUCAGGCUCCACUUCUGAUCCUAGUUCUUUUGCCGUUGUUUCCACCGCGUCUGCAGUGACUUCCUCCACGGAAGUCUUGACCCUCUCAAAGUCAUCCGAGAGUUUGGCAUCAUGAUACAGAAAGGAUUCUGUGUGCCCUGGCCUGAAGCUGCCAACAGCCCUGGAUGAUCAGGAAGGACUCUUGAUAUUCAGGUAGGGGCCCAGCAGGCCCAGAGGACCUUCUCUGAGGACCCCAAAGCAAGCUUUCACCCAAAAUGAUUAACUCACC